This is a messenger RNA of Paramecium primaurelia, 7997 nucleotides long. NCBI's taxonomy places the organism in Eukaryota, Ciliophora, Oligohymenophorea, Peniculida, Parameciidae. The record is from the annotation of a GenBank genome assembly.
AUGAAAACAUUAGGAAAAUUAAUAUAUGAGUAAUUGAAACAUAAAUAUGAUAAUGCUAAAACUCGGCAAAACCAGAAGAGAUUUCAUUAUUAAGUAUAUAUUUGAAUUUGAGAGGAAUAGAUAGAAAUUGAUUGUGGAGAGGUUGUAAAUAUAAAAGGAAUGAAAUAGACCGAAUUAAUUAAUAAAAUCAACACAGGGUAUUUUGAUUUAAAGAAUUUACUUUUCUAUCUAUUUUUAAAGUAAUUUGAAAGAAUAGGGGUUCUAAUCUAUUAUGUAGUGAUGAUUGUUCAUUUUUGCACUCUUUAAAUUAAGUACUAAUAAUUACAUAUUGAAAGUUAAGAGGAUUUAGUUGUUUACAUUUUACCAUUGUCAAUGCACUAUGUUUUAUAGAUUACAAAAGCAUUUUAUUUUGAUUAUCGAAAAAUGGAAUAUGAUAAGAAAAUCAAUAAUCGAGAAGUCACAAGAUACAGAAGAUUAAGGAAAGAAAUUAAUUAAGGUAAUAAGUCUUAAAUAAUUGUAUAACAAAAUGAAAAUUAACUUAUAUCCAAAGAACCAUAAGGUGUAAUAUCAAAAGCUGAGAUAUAAAAAAAACCUCAUUCAGUUUAGUCUGGGAGAAAAAAAGAAAAAUUAUAACUAUAUGAAAAUGUUCAAUGGUAACAAUUAGAAGUAGGUGAUAUAGUUUAUUUAAAAAGAAAUGAAGUAUGUCCUGCAGAUUUAUUAAUUAUUGAUGUGUCAGAUGAUAUUGUUGGAAUUUCUACAUAAUAAUUAGAUGGUUAGACAUAAGAAGAUGGAAGGUAACCAACAUAAUUAACAAUGUUAAAAAAUGGUAAAUACAAAGCCUAGGGUUUUGAUUAUAAAAAGAUAUUGACAGGUCAAAUUUAAUUUGAUAAAGACUCAAAUGAGAAUAUUUUUGGUUAUAUCAAAUUAAAAAAGGACCCUAAGGGAGAAAAUUUCAAUAGACAAAAUGUAGUAAGGAGAGAAGAACAAUUAAAAACAUGUUAGUACUUAAUUGGGUUGGUAUUAUUUGCAGGAUAGAAAUGUUUGUGUUAUGAUAAUUUAAAAAUGGCAGAGAAGAAAUCAUUUUUUGUUUAAAAAUCUAGAAUGUUUUUUGCACUGACUUUGACCAUAAGCAUAAUAAUAACAUUUAUUAGUUGGUUAGUUGCUUCAUUUUAAAUGUGUAGAAGUGAAUAUGAAGGAGCCAUGUUUGAUAGCAUUACAUUGGUUUUUUAUAUGAUUCAGUAUUUAAAGACAACUCCAAUAUACUUUUAUAAUUGUAUAGAUUUAAUCGAAAUGGGAUAUGCUCAUUUUAAAUAUAGGAGAUCAUAAUAAAAUAGUUAAUUUGAUAUGAGAAUCAAAGUUGGUACUAACAUUGGAGGUAUAAAUAAUGAAAAUUAAUAACAAUAAUCGAUCAAUUAUUAAUAAUUGAAUUCUGUUUCAAUAGGUGAUUUAGUCAUGACUGAAUAUGUUUGUUUUGAUAAGACUGGAACAUUAACAUCUGGUGAUUUUAGAGUUAGAUCAAUAAUAAUAGAAGAUAUGAUGUACAAAUUCAGUUAAAAAAAGAUACAAAAUGGAUGGUAGUUGUAUAAAGAUAAUUUAACAUAAUAGUUGAAAUAAAAUCCAAAUUUUCGAAUUCCUGAACAAGAAGAAUACUCUGAUGAAUAAAUUGCUAUUGAUUAAUUAUAAAAGAUAAGAAAUAGUAGUUGUAAAAAUACAAUAUAACUAACAAAAUCAAUAAGUAAAUCGUAGAAUAUGAAAUAAAGAUCUACAUUUUUACAUCAGACAUUAUUAAAAGAUGAAGAUGCAUAAAAUAACUUUAAUAAUAAAUUAUCAACAUUUUAACCAUUAUAAUAAUCUGGAAUAUUGAGUAAGUCAGAAUUGGAUAGUGCAAAUUUUAAAAAUUCUGAUGGUAAUAUUUCAGAAUUAAUUGGACAUAAUAUUGUAGAAAAUUUAAAACCUGAAGAUUUAGAUGAUACUCAUUGUAAAAUUACACCUGAAUUGAAGGGGAAUAAACCUAAACCAUUUUUUAAUAGAUCAAUUAUUAUUAAUUAAUCCCUCUCAAUUUAAUAGUCUCCAGGUUAAAGUCCAUUUGAAGAAAUUCAAUUAGUACCUUAAGAAGAGAAAUUAUCUAUGAAUAGUGAAAAAUAAAAAAAACAAAGAAGUGAUAGUGAAUUAACAAAAAAAGAAGAUUCUCGUUAAAUAAAAAAGUAAUCAUCUUUUGUUUAGAAAAAUAAUAAAUAUUAAACUUAAUUUUUUUAGUUUGAUGAAGAAUAAAUUGAAAUAGCUUUUUAUAAAGAUUAAGAAUUUUAUUAAAAGUUAGUAUGUGGAUAAUCUUAAAUGUUUUAUUAAGAAGCAGUACUAUCUUUAUUAUUAUGUUAAGAAGUAAUAUCAAAAUUUACAUAAUCAGAUGAUUAAUUUAUUCAUGAUUCAACAUCUCAUUUGUUUGAUUAAGAAUUAAUUAGAUUUGCUAAUUUUUUUGAUAUCAAAUUUAUUUGUACAAAUGAAUAAAGUGGAAAAAUUACUUAUAUUAUUGAAAUCUUAAAAGAGAUUCAUGAAUUCUAAAUUCUGGCAAUUAAUUAAUAUUCCAAUUUACAUCCUCGAUUAGGAGUAUUAAUAUAAUAUCCAGAUAAAUUGGCUGAAUAAUUUAAAUUUUCUUCUGAUAAUGAUUAAGAAGAUGAACUCAUCAAUUCAGUUCUCAUUGUAAGAGAAGAGUUCAAUCAAAUUCCAUCAUAUGUAGAUAUUGAUAAAAGUAGUCGUGAAUAUUGGGAUCGCAUAUUUCUAAAAUUACAUAUGGCUGGUAUGAGAACAGUAGUAUAUUCUAAAAUUUAUUUAAGAGAAAAUGAAAAAGCCAAUUUUCUUGAUAGAUAUUCAGGAAUCAAGUUUUCUUAAUCUUAAAAUGAUCUAAUCUAAUUAUUUCAUGACAUAGAGAAGGAUAUGUAAAUUAUGCAUGUUUUAGGUAUUAAAGAGAAAAUAAGACCAGAUGCUAAGAUUUUAAUUUAAUAAAUGAGAUAAGCAGAUUUAAGUUUAUUUUUAUUAUCAGGUGAUGAUUUGAAUAGAGUUUUACCUGUUGCAUAUAAAUCAAAACUAUUAUCAACAACAGAUCAAUUACUAUAUAUAGAUUCAGAUAAUGCUAAAUUAGUAAUUAAAAAUUAAUUGGCUUAAAUGGCAUAAUAAUUAUAAUCCAAUGAUUCUAAUAAUAUCAAUACCAAUAUUAACACUAUGUAAUAAUCAAAAGCCCUUAGAUUAAAUACUUUGAGUGAUAAGUAUCCAUCCAAAAGUGUUGACCAAAAUUAAAAUUAGGAUAGUUAAAAUAAAUUGAUGGGUAAAAGUUAGUAAAUGUAAUUUUAAAUGUAUCCAGAGAUUAAAGCAUAUUCAAUAAUAUUAAGUGGAGAAUAAUUUAAAAUCAUAUCUGAAGAUAAUGUAUUAUUUACUCAUUUAAUAUUUCUCUUAUAUUUUUGUAAUUCAUUAAUAGCAUAUAAAUUUAAUGCAAAAGAGAAAGCAGAAAUUAUUAAAAUAAUCUAAACCUAAUUUUAAGGUAAUAAAAAAGUCUUAGCAAUUGGAGAUUCAUUUAAUGAUAUUUAAAUGUUUAGAAAAGCCAAUAUGGGGAUUCAAUUAUUUCACAUUCCAAUUAACUAUUAAAUAUAAAAAAUGAGUACUAAAUUGAAAAUAAAUUAACGAUUAUCAAUGAACAAGAUUAUGGAAAAUCCACUAAAAAAAAUUAAUACUAUUAAGGAUAUUUAAAAAAUGCCUACUUCAGAUAUAUGUAUAAAUAAUUUUGAAGAUUUCUGUGGAUUGAUGUUCUUUGAGAGUAGAAUAUUUGCUGAAGUUUAUGACGAUUUACUAGUAUUCUCAUUUUAUAGAUCAUUAUUAAUUUUGUAUUCUUUAUUUCUAAUGUAUUCAACAAAUUGUGCAUAAAAUUAUUAAUUAAUUGAAGGUGGUUGGUUAACAGUUUAUUAGAGUUUAAUGUUGAUUCUAUAAUAAAUAGCAAGUUUAAUAUCAAAACUCAAUGAAAAUUAUCAUGCUGAUUCUAAAAUGUAUCAAGAACAAUUCAAAAUCAAUAUAAAAACUUUUAAAAAGAAAAAAGUUAUAUCAUUUGUAUUUAAAAUAAAUGGUAAUGCCUUACUUGAUGCAGUUUUAUUAUGGUUAUCAUACUAUAUCUUAUAUUAUAAUAAUACCUAAAUAGGUAUCAUCAGAUAGAUGUUACUACUUUUAUUAAUUGGAAGUGAUAUUGUAAAAUUAUGUGUUUCAACAGUUUAAAAAAUGGUUGCAUGGAUAAUUUUAUUAUUUACAUAUAUUGUUUGUUGGCUUACAAUGUCAUUAUUAUCUGUUAAAUAUUCAUUUGAUGAAAACAUAGAAACUUUUGAAGAAUUAUUUAUUGAUCCAAAUUCAUGGUUUGUUUUCUUUUUCUAUAUAUUUGCUUAAUUAUGUCUAAGUACAUGUAUUGAAGUGAUUUAGCCAUUGUUUUGUUAAAGUUUAAUAAAAAGUGAAUAAAGUUAUGAAGAGAUAUCUCAGAUUUAAUAAAAAAUAAAUGGUAAAAAUAAUAUUAGUAAGAAGAAAUAUCAUAAUCUUAUUAAAAGAAUAGCAGUUAUAGCUGGUAAAAUAUUUAAAAGAAAUAAUGAUGAUUUAGAUAUAUCUAUUUAGGAGAUGGUAUCAGGAUCUAAUUUAAAGGUAAAUUAAGAUAAAGUGAAUCCACUUACAUUAAAGUUUAUGAAUAAAGAUACUGAAAUGAAAUUCAAAAGAUUAUCUAAAAUUUUAUGGUUAAAAUUAGAAAAAUACAAAUCUAUAUUUACUCUUUUCUUUUUAGAAAUAAUUGCUAUAAUAUUGUAUAUAGUAUAUAAUUUGAAUUCAUUUCAAACUAAAUUAUAUUUCAUGACAUAUAUUUUAGGUAUAGCACUAGAAAUUGCUUUGUUGUCUUUAGUGUGUUCUAACAUAUAUCCAAAACAUUUUUUCUUUAUAAAUUUAGCAAUAGUUAGUAUUAGAUGUCUGAUCAAAUUUAUUUGUGAUAUUGGGACAACUGAAAUACAAGGAAUCUAUGAAAUAUUGAUUACUUAAAAUUAUAUAGUGAUAAUACUUUAAUCUAGAGUUCAUUUACCUAUUGUAAAUUUUAUUUUAGUACUUAUAUCCAUAGUAGGAUUUCUUAAAAAAUUUUCAAUAAUUGACUAUUCAAUAGUUUAAGUUACAUAUUUUGUAGUGAUCAAUGGUGAAAUAAUAGCUAUAGCUACAAGUAUACUGUUUAUGACAUUGCAAUACAAAUUGAUAAGAUUAGAAAGGGAAGACUUUAUGUUAGAUGUGACAUUAAAUUAGGAGACUUCUAAUAUGACUAAUGUAUUGUCUAUUUUAUUGCCAAAAUUCAUAAGGGAUAGAAUAAAUGCAAGUAAAAAUGAUAUAAUAUAUUAGAGGGAAUGUUUGAAAUAGCUGAGAAUUAAGGAAAUGUAUCUAUAGUAUUUUGUGAUAUAUGUGGAUUUGAUGAUUUGAUAUCAAUAGAGAAAGAGAAUGUAGUUAAGAUAUUGGAUGGACUAUUCAGAUCUUUUGAUUAAUUAUGUACUUAAAAUGGAAUGUAGAAGAUUGAGACUGUAGGUAAAACUUAUAUGGCUGCUGGUGGAUUAAAAGCUGUAGAUUAAGGAACUAAAUUUAACAAUUAGAAUUGUGUAAAAAGAGUAAUAUUAUAAUUGAUAUCUGGUAGGCAGUGUAAUUAUCAUUGGAAAUGAUGGAACAUACAAAGAAAGUGAAGUAUGGGUAAAUUGGUUAUUUAACAAUAAAAAUUGGGAUACAUUAUGGUAGGGUAAUAGCUGGAGUCAUUGGUCAUCAUAAACCUUAAUUUUCAUUAAUAGGAGAUACAGUAAACACAACUAGUAGAGUGUGUUCAACUGGAUAGGAUGGACAAGUCACAUUAUCUAAUGAAGCUUAUUAAGAGAUCAAUAUGCCUGAUUUAUAAUUUACUUAAAGAAAGGUGGCUGCUAAAGGAAAAGGAGAAUUAAUCACUUAUUAAGUAAGUAAAGAUAUAAAGAGAAAUAAUGAUAAAAAAGGCAUUAAAAAGAGAGGUGUCAUAUUAAAGAAUGAAGAAUCUAAUUAAAUGGUUUUUUCUCCUUAAUCAUCUUUACAAAUAUAGUAACCUUAAGGAUAUUAAAAUCAAACAAAAUAAACAUCUUCUUUUGCUUAGAAUUCAUAGAAGAGAUAAAAUAGUAUUAUUAUCAACAAAUAAGAUGAUGUAUCUCUUUAAAACCAAUAAUAAGAUAUUCUACAAUAAUUCUCAUCAAAGUAAUCGAUACCUGUUUAAUAAGAAUCUUCAUAAGAUUCAAAUAGACCAUAGGAACAAGUGAAGUAAUUUAGAAGAAAGACUAAUUAAAGGUAGACUUUAUUAAUGAGAGGGUUACCUUAACCAGCCUAAACUGCAGGAUAAAUAAAAAUUAAUAGUAAUCAGAACAUAUAAUAUGAUCUUGAGUAAGAUAAUAGUUGUUAAGAUAAAGAGUUAUAAUAAUCAUAUUUAGAAAAAUCAAAUUUACUCUCUGAUAUUUCCUAAAAAUUAAGAAGAGAAUUAUAGAUAGAUUUAAUUGAUGAUUUUCCUGAUUAUGAUAUAGAAAUUGAUAAGAUUAAAGGUUAUUUAGAAGAUGAUAAUAGUAAUGUUAUAAGUGAAUGUUUAUAAUUGGAAAGAAAGAAAUUAUAUUUAGGAUUUAAAGAUCAUUAAUAUUAAUUAGCUAUGGAAUUUACAGAAUAGGUAGCUGAAGGUAGAAAUAUAGUAUUAAUAACAAUUUAUUUGCAUUUUUUAUAAUAUUUGGCUAAGACUUUUACAUUGUUCAUUAUAUGGUAAUAUGAUAUCAUAGCUAUUGCUAAUUUGAUAAUCAUAAUAAGAUUAGUAGCUGCAUUGAUACUAUUGAUGUUAGCUUUGUCUUAAAAUAAGAAAUUAAAACAUAGAUUCUAUAAGAGUAAUUACUUUUUAGGCACUUAUAUAAUAUUAUUGUUAAGUAUUUUAUUUGAAUUUAUCUUGUUAAAAAGUGAAGAAUUAAUAGAAUUAUAGGCAUCUGAAGGUAUUUUAUUACUUUGCUUUUUUUGCUCGUUAUAGAUAAUUGAAAUUACAUAUAAAUUAAUGUUUCUAUUGGUUUUUUGUUUUGCAUAGAUUAUGAUUGUAUUAAUAAAAUUUCAUAGUUGGCCAAUAGCUUAUUAUACUAUAUUUUAGGGUAUCUUAAUGUUUUCUGUACAUUAUAAUUUGUUUUAUUAAGAUUUGAAUACUUUUAAUAAUAAGAGAUCUUUAGGAAUAAAGAAAAGUUAAUCUGAAAACUUAGUUAAAUAUUUAUUACCUAAUCAUAUAUUAAAAUAAUUCUUAUCAAAUAAUUAAAGAGCUUUUCUGGUAGAAUAAUUGGAAGAUGCUACAUUAUUAUUUGCAGAUAUAGCUGGAUUUACUGAAUAUUCAAGUAAAGUAGAACCAGAAUAAGUAGUAAAUAUGCUUAGAAAUCUCUUUACUGAAUUUGAUAAAUAAUGUUUAACCUAGAAUACAUAUAAAUUAUAUACAAUAGGAGAUUGUUAUGUAGCUUUAGGAAUUAUAGAUAUCAGACAAAGGAAUCCUGCAUAGGAAGCUAGAAAUGUUGUUGAAUUGGGAUUUGGUAUGAUUGAAAUAAUAAGAAACGUUAGAUAGAUAAUAGGAUUUGAUGGAUUAGAUAUGAGAAUAGGAAUACAUACUGUAAGUAUAUUGAAUAAAUGAUUAGGGUAGAGUGAUAGCUGGUAUUCUAGGGACUGAGAUAGUUAGGUAUGAUGUAUAUGGUGCAGAUGUAAUGAUUUCAAAUAAGAUGGAAUCUAAUGGGGAGAGAGGAAGAGUUUAAGUAUCAGAAGAGACCAAAUAAUUAUUAGAAUCGUAAUAUCCAGAUACAUUUAAUUUCAUUCAUAAUAAAUUGAUAGAAUUUAAGUCAAUAAAUAGAUAGACAAAUGGAUACUUUGUAGAAAAGAAUGAUUCUGGAUUUGAUGAAUCUAAUAAUUUAUAAAGUGGAAGAGAAUCUAUUAAACUAUGA